Molecule: messenger RNA, 461 nt
Organism: Dryobates pubescens (Downy woodpecker)
Lineage: Eukaryota; Metazoa; Chordata; Aves; Piciformes; Picidae
Gene: SERF1A
Product: small EDRK-rich factor 1A
Exons: 3
Coding region: 52-240 (62 amino acids)
Source: RefSeq, a predicted model, not a curated record
CCCGAACCUUCAGGCGCCUCCGCGAGUAGUGCCAGCCCGCAGCGGUACACCAUGACCCGUGGGAACCAGCGUGAACUUGCCCGCCAAAAGAACCUGAAGAAGACUCAGGAGAUCCACAAAGGGAAAAGGAAAGAGGAUAGUUUGUCUGCUUCUCAGAGAAAACAGAGAGACUCUGAGAUUAUGCAGCAAAAACAAAAAGCAGCAAAUGAAAGGAAGUUAUUGCAGUCAGGAGGACAAUGAGCUGCCUGUGUGGAGAAGAUCAGAGUGCACCAAUGAAGCAGAAGGGCCUAGAAGAUACUCAUGCAAGUGUCUGGCCAUUAACUGUCUUAUCUUGCAGAGUUGUUCACCUAGCAGUAGUGUAGAGUUUUCUUCUGGUUAGCAUAGGUAUAGCUGUCUGGAAUGUGACUUCAAAGCUGACUACACUUUUCUGCAUGCACAUGAAUAAAAUUACCAAGCAAUAG